GUCCUUGCUGAUCUGUGCAGUGGCUUUGCUCCUUAAUCUUGCAGGGCGUGGCAGCGCCUUGCGUGAACUAGUUACAGAGGGCGUUUUGUUAGUGUGUGCAACGCCGGUGUCACCAACGCACGCCUGACGCCUCACUUACAAGGAGUCAGCGCUUGCUCCGAGCCCAUCUCUUCCUCCCCUUCAGUUGGCGCUCACCACCACCGGGGCUCGCUCUAUAUAAUCCCUCCCUCACGUCACGAGGGGCGGGAGGGAUGUCGCAAUGGCUCUGGUUGGAUCAUCUGCCAAGCGGAUGUCGUCAGCAUGGACUAUAUCCUGCGACUGCAGUCCCGGUUCAGGUUGCGCUCUCGCACGUCAUCGCAACCAACUUCAACCUCGGCAUCAGGCGACAAUCGAGACGCAAUUAUGAACCUGACUGAUCUGCCAUUCACCAUCUUCCUCGACAUCGUCCUCCUCCUGCCUCCCGUCGACGCCCUCCGCUGCCGGCAAGUCUCGUCCGCUUGGCGCAGCGCCCUCACCCGCCAGGAUCUCGCCAUCAGUCUCAUUCUUGGGCGCUUUCCCCGCGCCCGGGAGGCCCGGAUACUUCGCCGCUGGCUUGCGAGCGGGGGACUCGGCCAUGGCUAUGUGGGGGAUCUCGAGGACACGGAGUGGGCGGCUGUGUUUGCGAACCUCGCGCGGCGAUACUUUCACCUCGGGGCUGCGCAGCCGUGGAAGACGAGCAAGGUGCAGACGUUCAAUGGUGGCAAUGCGCUCUGGGGCGUCACGCCGUGGAAUCGCUUCCUCAAACUACACAAUAGGGCAGCCGACUUUCAGUCUUGGGAUCCGGUGUGGACGUUUGAGCCCGACGACGGACUGCUCGUCUACCCUGCUGCCUCAUCCACGCCGCUGCAGAGAUACCGGGUCCGAGAUCUAGAGACUGGGAGCGAGUUUAUCGUCCCGUUCGACACUGCGGGCAAGGUCAUCCGGCGGGUCCGGCUCCAUGAUAAGGUCCUCCUGUUUGAGUGGUGCGAGGAACAUGGGUUGGAUCUCUCACACCCUGUCAAAACCCUCGACACCGCCAUUCGCCACUAUGCAACGGCCUACGACGUCGUGCGGCACGGUGCGGCUGCCCUCCUCCCGCGCCGGGACGCCGCCGAGCCCGGGCGCGAGUGGUCCUUUGUCCGGCGCGCGGAGUGGAAGAUCCACCACCUCGGCAUGCUUCCCACCCACCAGGACCGCUUCUUUUCCGCGCACAACCGCACGCACUACGCCGUGUACGUCUGGCAGCCAGCGCGCUCGCCGUGGGGCGACGACGACCCGCUCGAGCGGCUGAUUGUGUGGGAGCUCGGCCCCGCCCCGCCCGCAGGUGGGUCUCCGGGUCCGGAGACGGUCGGCGCUGGCGCCGGGCCGCGCGUGGUCCUCCAGCUGGCAAAUGCCGACCUGCGCGCGUGGGGAGUCGGGCAGCGGGAUACACCGUCGCUUCGGGAACUGGCUCUCGACGCGACGACUUGGGACGAGGCAGCGCAGACUGCGUGCGGACAUAUAUAUCUCGUCGAGGAGACGCACCGAUGGGCUGCAGGGCCUCACAGCUCGCUCACACCGCCGCCUCUACACCGAGUGCGGAGCACGGGAAUACCCCUCGGAGGCCACGGCCCGCGAUGGCUGGACAAGUGCGACGCCGACGGCAGCAACAACACCAGGAACCCGCGGGCCGGGUGUCGUCACAGCGCGACCUCCGGGACCUCCGACAGUCGACAAUCCUGGCCGGGCCGUGCGCCCUGCUGGCGCCACGACGACUUCCCCUUCGUCACCGUGUCCGGGGUCCAUGACGCUGCCGCAGAGGUUCACAUCAGAGCCCGGCAGUGCUUCCAGCUGCGAUCUCUCGCCGUACACUUGCCCCCGAGCCUCCGCAACCCGCCGGCCGCUGCUGUCGACAACGGCGAGAAAAGGACCGGGUGGGAGGUCACCAGGGCCGCGUUCCUAGCCAUGUUCGAGUGGAGCGACAUGGAGCUGGAGGACCUCGAGGCAAUGCACAAGCGCAUCGACGGGCCGGCUAGGGAGAGCGAGGUCAAGUUCCCGGGCGGUCUGUGGGACGAGUUGCUGGGGAAGGGCUUCAUGAGUGGCAGUGAGCGAUGGAUUGUGGGCGAAGACGCCAAGGGAGACAUUACAAUCAUCAUGUUUUAAGGGGAGGCUGACGGGAGAAGCAUCUCUAAGUAUUUUUUAGACUUGAUAGAUAUGUACAUAAUGAGCGGCGGUAGCGCAAGGGAAUGAGAGGGCAUCACAAAUAAAAUGGAUUUGAUGAUAGGAAUCGCUGCUUGAGCUAUCCCACAUGACAUCGGAUGGGCAGUCCAUCCCGUGUUGAGACGGCGAUAUUACCGUCCGUUCCCCGUUCUAUCCGCCACUUGUUGUUCCUUCUUCCUCUUUGUUCUUCCUCUGAUUC
Molecule: messenger RNA, 2416 nt
Organism: Ilyonectria robusta
Lineage: Eukaryota; Fungi; Ascomycota; Sordariomycetes; Hypocreales; Nectriaceae
Exons: 1
Coding region: 301-2160 (619 amino acids)
Molecular function (GO): protein binding
Source: RefSeq, a predicted model, not a curated record